Molecule: messenger RNA, 3356 nt
Organism: Lucilia cuprina (Australian sheep blowfly)
Lineage: Eukaryota; Metazoa; Arthropoda; Insecta; Diptera; Calliphoridae
Gene: eIF4G2
Exons: 5
Coding region: 22-3297 (1091 amino acids)
Cellular component (GO): eukaryotic translation initiation factor 4F complex
Molecular function (GO): protein binding; mRNA binding; translation initiation factor activity
Source: RefSeq, a predicted model, not a curated record
AAGGAAAAAAUACAAAGGAGGAUGAAACAGCAAAAUAUUAAAUCCAAUAGCGCAUCCACACAGAACGAAGAAAUUUGUACAACAUCUACAUUAAAAACCACUGGCACUGAAAUCAAAUCUAUGGACUUGAAAAAUGAAUCCGAUGAACAGACUACAAAUGUUCUUAUACGUUAUACUUUGGAAGAACUGAAAGCUUUUGCCAAAUCACCAGAAUCUCGAAAAACUUUAAAAACCAUUGGCACUGAAAUUAAAUCUAUGGAUUUGAAAAAUGAAUCCAAAGAACAAACUACAAAUGUUCUUAUACGUUAUACUUUGGAAGAACUAAAAGCUUUAGCCAAAUCACCAGAAUCUCGAAAAACUCCUGUUGUUCCAUGCCAAAAAGGAGACUGCAUCUCGCAACUUUUCGUAGCUCGUCAGCAACAUCAUCACCAUCAUUUAACACACCAAGUUGGACAAAAUCUAACGGCAAUCAACAUUCAACACCACGUACAACAAUCGUACCAUCAUAUGAAUUUCAAUGAAUCUAUAGAAUUUGUAAGUGGCAAACGACGUGUUGGAGGUGGCGUUGGAAGUGGUGGCAUUCAAAGAAAACAUCAUGAUCAUCAUAAUAAUGCAGCCUCUACAGGAAAUAUAAAUAUAACUGGUCUCUCAGUUGCUCCAGGACCAAGUAGUGUUGGGGGUAAUUCAUCGCAAAUACAGAAAAAAAUGCAAGUUAUACGCAUUAACUUGUCAUUAAACGAAGAAAUUAAAUUGUCGAAAUGUGAAAAUGCUUGGCAGCCUAAAUUCCUAUCCCGUAACUCAAAUAACAAUUCGCCCACAACUGAAAAGAGUAAAGAUGAUGAUGGUGAUAUUGAUGAUGUUUUGAAAAAAGUCCGGGGAAUUCUUAAUAAGCUGACUUCGGAGAACUUUGAUGUCUUGUUGAAAGAAAUGACUAGCAUUACAAUUAACACACAAGAAAAAAUGCAAAAAGUUAUGCUAUUAAUAUUCGAAAAAACAGUCAGCGAACCCAAUUUCGCACCCACAUAUGCGAAAUUUUCCAAAGUUUUAUUUGAAGAAUUUAAAGCGGAACGCAAAAAAAUAUUCAAUGUUUUAUUAAUAAAACGCUUGCAGACAGAAUUCGAAUUAAAUGUAAAUAAUGCUGAUGCAAAGGAGCGUAAACUGCAACAGAUUAUAAACAAACUAAAUGAAACAACCGAUCAGCAGGAAAAAAUCGAAUUACAAGCUGAACUAGAACUUCAGGAGUAUCAAUUCCGACGUCGUGCAUGGGGAACGGUGCGUUUUAUUGGCGAAAUGUAUAAAUUACAUUCAUUAACUGCUGAUCGUGUUCUACAAUGCGUUGAGUCGUUGCUCGAACAUGGCAAUGAAGAAAAGUUAGAGUACAUGUGUAAGUUACUGACAACGGUCGGUAACGUACUGGAAAGCGGUGAUGCAGAUUCAUUUAACAACAAUCUUAGAAUGAAUAAGAUUUUUGCAAAAAUUCAAACUAUUGUUAAAGAGGCCAGAGAUCCUUGCAGCAAGAAAAACAAAAUAUGCAGUCGUGUGCGUUUCAUGAUGCAAGACUUAAUUGAUUUAAGAUCUAGAAAUUGGGGUCAAUCGCCUAAUACCCAUAAUAGCCAUGUUACACUACGAAGACGACAUACUGACGUUAGAAAUAGUAAUUUGUCAUCUGGUUCCUUAAAUACUUACGAUAGAUGUUCUUCACAACGCACGUCCUUUGGUAAUAACAACAACCGCCAUAAUCAAACACGCAAUAAGCACUGCGCUACUGGUUCUAACUAUUUCCUACAAAAACCAUCCAAGUCCCAAUAUUUAGGCCAACGUGAGCAACAUAGUUCAAUGUAUAUGUGGUCGACUGCUGGUCGACAAGCAUACCAAUCUAGCGACUCUCAGAACAGUGGCCGAACCACACCCACAUCUAUGCAAUUAAAUACAUCACACCAAUACCAGAACCAAAAACAUCAACAAGCUCAACAUUGGGGUGGUAAAAAUCAAAAUUCCAAUUCGGAUAUAAAGGCAGUACUGGCCUCAUAUUCUAAUAAAGACAAUCAAAAACUAUUAAAUCACCUCAUAGAAGAAUAUUUAGAUUGUCUGUCAUCACGCAGCAACAGGUGGCAUGAAGAAGUGCUUAAUACUUGGCAAAAGACGACCAACAAACAGCAAAUAUGUUUGGUAUAUUAUAUCCUAAUGGACUAUUUGCACUUAGCCGCAGUCAAACGUUUGGAAAGAAAUGCCUGCGCUGAUAUUUUAGUAUAUCUUAUGAGUACUAAUGCAUUUAAUAAAACGACAUUUACGCGAGCUUAUGAACAAUUUGCAGUGGAAUUUCCUGACUUAUUAAUGGACGUUCCCAAUGGCUGGACAUAUGUUUUUCAAUUCGUGGGUCCUAUGCUACAUGAACGUUUACUAAGUUUUAGCGACAUCUGGAACACAAACUGGCGUAGUGAUCAGGUGUUUACCGAACGUUUUAUCAAUGCUUUAGUGGUUUACUUUACUACAGAAUUUGGUGCAAAUUAUGUAAGAGAUUUAUGGCAUAAUGAAUAUAAACUGGAUAGAGGGCAAAUUUUCAUGAGUGAUCAACAGCAAUGGCGCCAAUUUGUUGCCCUUAACAAAUUGCAAUUCCUCUACGACAGUAAAGCAAAGCCUGAAUUCAUAACAACAAAUGCUUAUAAUAACAACAAUAAUAGUAAUAGUUUAACAGUAGAGGAUUACCAUGUUCAGCGUUUAGAAGUACUUUUAAGUUCACCUAAUUCAAAUUUAGCAUUAGAUUAUAUUAACACAAAUGUAAAUAUAAAUAUUAAUUUUCUAAAAAAUCUAACACGAUUCCUCUGUGAUUAUGCCACCACAAUGAAAACGACUCUGUCGGGCUCAUCUUCGGUAAGUAAAAACAGUAGUACCUGCAGCAACACCAGUAGCAGGAGUAGUUUACAAAACACAGAAUUACUUAGUAAUAGUAACAAUGCCAGAAAAGCCCAGCUAAAUGGUAAUACAUUUCGAAAAAAUUGUUUACCGCUUUUACGAUUAUGCCUUGACGCCCAUGAAGAUUAUGAGUUGGCAUGUAUCGACUCUGUCGUAGAUAACAUACAACAGGAGUACGAUGCAAACACAGCCAACGAACUAAUCUGUGGUAUUUUUGAUAUUCUUUACGAUUGUGAGGUUAUAGCAAAGGAGUCCUUUGAAAAGUGGUAUAACAUAAGACAACAAAAUAAACAAGAACAAAAAAAACAUGCAGUGAACUCAAAGAAACAAAUAAAACGACCAUUAAGUGCUCAUCUAGAGGCAUACAUGCAAAAACUACUUUAACAAAAAGUAAAUUAGAUACAAAUAAGAAUUUAAAACAAAAUUAAAAAUAUACAUUAAAA